Messenger RNA from Drosophila hydei, 1495 nucleotides. RefSeq names its product ras-interacting protein RIP3-like. The transcript has a single exon. Bases 73 to 966 code for a protein of 297 amino acids. The record is from RefSeq and is a predicted model, not a curated record. NCBI's taxonomy places the organism in Eukaryota, Metazoa, Arthropoda, Insecta, Diptera, Drosophilidae.
CAGCAUCAACAACAAAAACAACAACAGCAACACUAUCAACCAACAGCAACACACAGCAGCAACACAUACGAAAUGUUGUACUCCCACAACCAACAACCGCACCGCCCGCACCCGCCGCCAAUUGAGCUGCGCGCAACACAAGCAACAGCAGCAGCAGCAGCAGCAGCAGCUGCUGCAGCAACAACACGCCAGCAACAGGAGCAACAGCGCCAGCUAAAGAAGCGACAACACGCUAGAAGCGGUAAUAGCACCACCGGCAACAGCACCACUGCCAGCAGCAGUAGCAGCUGCAGCAGCAGCAAAAGCAAUCGUACCGCUGCUCAACAAAUGGCCGAGGCGGAGCAUGCUUAUUUGUCCACGCUCUAUGGCAAGGCAGCAGCUAACAUGCUAAGUCCGCCGCUGAGCGGUGCUCCUAUUGCUGCACAGCAGGAGGCGCGCCGUAGCAGCGCCUUUGACUGGAGUUUGGGUACUCAUCAGCAGGAUGCAGCAGCAACCCGUCACCAGCAACAGUUGCAGCAGCAACAACAACAACAGCAGUUGCAGCAGCAGCAGUUGCAACAGCAGCAGCAACAACAACAGCGAGCACGUCGCGGUGCACCACUAGAGGCGGCCAACACGCGUGUGGCGGCUGUGGCAGCAGCCGCCGCGGAGCGUCAGCAACGGCAGGCGAUCAUGCAUCGCCGGCAUAGCAUUUGCGCCGCUGGCAUUGCCAGCCUGUCGCCUGCUUCGUCCACGCACUCGUCGUCGACGGCGGCGUCACCGACAGCAGCUGCUGCCGCAUUGGCAGCAGCCUCCUAUUACGGCGCCUUCUCGGCGCCCUACCAUCAUAUGAAUGCAGCGGCAGCGGCAGCAGCAGCGGCAGCGCAUCAUCAUGCGCACGGACAGCCAUCGCCAACGAUUUAUCCGCCAACGCCGCCGCCGUCGGCGCCCUGGGUGCAUCCCUGGUAUGCGGGCGACGCCUUCUGAAAGGACACGCGCGAACGCACGCACUCACGCACGCAUGCACGCAAAUGAUACAAUGUAAAUUUAUAGUCUAUACCUAAGUUUAUUUAUUAAUUUGUUUCAAUAUAACAAUAAUAUUUUUUUUAUUUUUUUUCCUAGCUUGUAAGUAGGUUAACUAAUUUUCUUGGCAUAAUAUGUCGCAAAAAGUAAAAGUAAAUUGUUUAUCGAUAGUUACACGAAGCGAAGUAAAUAUAUCUAAAUAUAUAUAUAUAUAUAAAUAUUGAUGACAGCGCCAACACUAAACCCAAACCAAACUAUUGUUAAUUUUGCUAUUUCGUUUGUGUUGAAAAAAAAAAAACAAAAAUUUCAAACUGAGAACUCAAAGAACUGAUUACAUUAAAACCGCCACUUAAACAAAACAAACGAAUACAAAAUAACUUAAGCAUUCUUCAAGGUCAACACACACACACACACACACACACACACACAUUGAAAAAUUCGCUUCGGUCUUAAAUGCGCGCGCUGCCCGCUCGUAAUAGCAAAAGAAAAAAAA